This is a messenger RNA of Meloidogyne enterolobii, 897 nucleotides long. NCBI's taxonomy places the organism in Eukaryota, Metazoa, Nematoda, Chromadorea, Rhabditida, Meloidogynidae. The record is from the annotation of a GenBank genome assembly.
AUGAAUAUAAAACGUUACGGAAAUUCUUUCUCUUCUUUAUUAAUUCUGCCUUUACUCUUGUGCCUCGCUUUUCUUCUUUGGCAUCAGUGCCAAGCAAAUGAGCAUCAUGAGACUGUGGAGCGAUGGGUGAAGCGUGUACUCUAUGAGGGGAGAUAUCCGUCUGUACCAACAUUUCCUCCUCCUCCUCCUCCUCCUCCUCCUCCUCCCCUUCCUCCUCUUCCUACUCUUCCUCCCCCUCCUGUCUUUUUGCCACCGAUACCAAUGCCCAAACCACCUUUCUAUAUCCAUCUUAAAAAUAAAUUGAAAAACAACGAGGAUCAGGAGGACAUUCGUAAUGAAGAGGAAGGUUUUAUGUCAACUAAUGCCGAUAUUUUUGAAGAGAGAAGAGAUUCUAGUUUAUCCAUGGAAUCCAAGGAGAUUGAAAACGAUAAUUAUGUAGAACCAGUAAUCCCUUGGUUUUCUGACUGGGAAAAGAUGGUGAAGGAACAAGAAGCAAAGAAGAAAAAACACCCAAAAAAGUCUCUUCCAAUUAGACACUCUCCCCUUCAAAACAUCCAAGAACGUCCACGCCAUAUUCAAAGCCCCUGCCUUCUCCGUCGAAAUAAACCUGUUCAGCAUAGAACAUAUCCAAGAAGUUACGAGUUCCCAGGAUUUGAACUUUCCAUUCCCCGUAAAUGGGACUGGAGGAAUGUUGAUGGAAUUAACUUUUGUUCGCCUACACGCAAUCAACACAUUCCUGUUUAUUGUGGUGGUUGUUGGGAAAUAAUUGCCUGUAAUGGGAGAGGGAGAGGGUGUAAUGGAGGUACGGCAGAGGAUGUUUUUGAACAUGCAAAAACUGUUGGACUUGUCGAGGAAGGAUGCAAUAAUUUCAAGGCAGUCAAUGAAAGUAAAAGUUAA